Molecule: messenger RNA, 360 nt
Organism: Bipolaris maydis ATCC 48331
Lineage: Eukaryota; Fungi; Ascomycota; Dothideomycetes; Pleosporales; Pleosporaceae
Source: RefSeq, a predicted model, not a curated record
AUGGCUUCUAGACAGUUUGGUAGUAGUAAGGGGAAACGAAGAGCCAUGAGCCCACCAUCAUGCUCCCCCCACUCACACACCCAUACUCUACCCGCACACCACUGUACACGCAAGCUCGUGAUUGCCCCGCGUCCGGUCAAGAAAAACGAACAAGUCACCCGGGAAGCCAGAGAAAAAAAAUCAGGGUACGGAGGUGGCCUCAUGGGCGUUUUAGCGGCAUGCGGAGAAGCCACCGUUAGCACCUUACUGGAAGCGCACUACGUUUGGCAGUUGGGAACGAGAGAAGAAGAAGAAGAAGAAGAAGAAGAAGAAGAAGAAGAAGAAAAGAAAAGAAAAACAAAGAGUCUUAGCUGCAAGUAG